AGGCUGCGACUGACAAAAGCGUCAGUCAGUUCGAUCUAGUCGUCGAGAACAAAAGCAGUGAAAUGUUUCAUACAAUUUUGGUAGUCUUGGCCAUUGCCAGCUUAACUACGGCUUUCCCAGGUGGUUAUGGUUAUGGCGGGGUUGGAAAAAGCGGCUAUGGAGGGGAACCUCUACCUUAUCACUUUGACUACAGCGUCAAAGGCGAUUACAAAGGACCCCAUUUCGGCCAAAAUGAAAAAUCUGACGGCAAAGGCAACGUGUACGGUUCAUAUACCGUAGCUCUCCCUGACGGUAGAAAACAACACGUCGAUUACACAGCUGAUCAUUACAACGGCUACGUGGCUAAAGUCAGCUAUUCCGGAAAGGCUCAACAUCCGGCCUAUUAUGGACCAGCCGUCGUUUUCGAUCAUCACGGAGGUGGAUAUCACUAAAACGCCGAUUUUGUCUCCUAUUUUAAUAAUCUAUUUUAUCAAUAAUGAACUCUCGUUCCGUGACUAAACGUUUUAAUGUAUACAAUUAAUAAAUGCUAAAACAAU
Molecule: messenger RNA, 536 nt
Organism: Macrobrachium nipponense
Lineage: Eukaryota; Metazoa; Arthropoda; Malacostraca; Decapoda; Palaemonidae
Product: pro-resilin-like
Exons: 4
Coding region: 63-431 (122 amino acids)
Cellular component (GO): extracellular matrix
Source: RefSeq, a predicted model, not a curated record